AUGGCGUCGUUGCUUGAUUCCGUCACCGUAACCCGCGUGUUUACUCUCCCAAUCAUGAACUCGAUUUCAUCUGCUUCACCGGUUCCGUCGGUUUCUGGUCGCCGGAUUUCUCCGGUCAGGUUUCUGGGAUUCAGAGGUUUGAAAGCUUCUCCGAGUUUUGUGACUCAAUCGGCGUGUCUCAAGGCGGCGAAUCGUAGAUCCCGAUUCGCUCGCGGCGGACGAAUCGCCUGCGAGGCUCAGGACGCUACUGCUGCCGCCGUCGAAGUACCAAACCUGUCUGAUUCAGAAUGGCAAACACAGGUUCUCGAAUCAGAUGUCCCAGUUAUGGUCGAAUUUUGGGCACCGUGGUGUGGACCGUGCCGUAUGAUUCACCCCAUAGUUGACCAACUAGCCAAGGAUUUCGCAGGGAAGUUCAAAUUCUACAAAAUCAACACCGACGAGAGCCCAAACACGGCGAAUCGGUACGGGAUACGCAGCGUUCCGACCGUGAUGAUAUUCAAAGACGGUGAGAAGAAAGACAGUAUCAUCGGAGCUGUACCUAGAGAGACAUUGGAGAAAACUAUAGAAAGAUUCUUGGUCGUCGAGUAA
Molecule: messenger RNA, 588 nt
Organism: Arabis nemorensis
Lineage: Eukaryota; Viridiplantae; Streptophyta; Magnoliopsida; Brassicales; Brassicaceae
Source: the annotation of a GenBank genome assembly